Anopheles moucheti is the source of this 560-nucleotide messenger RNA. RefSeq lists its product as uncharacterized. The record is from RefSeq and is a predicted model, not a curated record. The transcript has 2 exons. Gene Ontology annotation, cellular component: endoplasmic reticulum membrane. Gene Ontology annotation, biological process: vacuolar proton-transporting V-type ATPase complex assembly. Lineage: Eukaryota; Metazoa; Arthropoda; Insecta; Diptera; Culicidae. The coding region runs from base 79 to 477 and encodes 132 amino acids.
ACUUGAUUAAACGAUUCGGUCCUGUAAACCAUUCGCGGAUUUCGCGACUAAAAACAAUAAUCCAUCGGCAUUCAUAGGAUGGGUCGUCGAAAGAAGGCCGCUAACCAUCCGUUCGACAACCAUCGGCCUGGUCGGGUUACGGGUGAGACGGUACCUAGCGAGCCCGGGUCGGUGGCCGUUAGUGCGCAGGAGGAGGAAGACCCAUACACGAUACCGUUUCAUUCGCGACAGGCCGCAUUUGCCAUCCUGUGGCUGCUCGUCUACAGCUUUGCUAUGUUUACGUUGCCGUUCGGUGCGUUCUACGGCACGAGGCACGUGCUGGCGGAACACUUUCAAAUCGUGGGUUUCCACAACACGUGCGGGUCGGUGCUAGCCGCAGUAAUGACGGUCAAUGUCAUUAUCAUGCUUUACGCAUUCCGAGGCUUUCGUGAGGUAGAGGAGGAAGAUCGUGAGCGAUCGAGACGAAAAUCUAGCUAAAACACAAAAAAAACCCCAAGCAUUGUCCACACCGCUAGUAUUAUAGGAAAAUAAACAUCUCUUUGCAGGAGUAUUUGUAACUA